Leptosomus discolor (cuckoo roller) is the source of this 1500-nucleotide messenger RNA. NCBI's taxonomy places the organism in Eukaryota, Metazoa, Chordata, Aves, Leptosomiformes, Leptosomidae. The record is from RefSeq and is a predicted model, not a curated record.
AAGACAAGUCCCUCCACCACAAUGAGCUCUGAACGUGAAGAAAUUGAUGUUGCAAAAACUGUUGUCAAUGGGCUGAGCAGCAAUGGACAAGAAAAAGAAAUGGAUCCCACUAAAGUCUGCAGUGGAAAAGGAGCUGUGACCCUCCGGGCAUCUCCAGCCUAUGAAGAGAAUCAGAAUAUCACUUCACCAUGUCCUCAGGAUGUUGAGCAACCUGAAAAUGAUUGGAAGUCAUCAUCUGACACUAAUGCCAAUGGGGAUGCCCAGCCAUCUUCUCUGGCUGCCAAGGGUUAUAGAAGUGUGCGUCCGAACCUUUCCUCAGACAGCAAGCCACAGGAUGCCACUGCCACCACCACAGCUCAGCCUGGGGUUAUAGUAGUCCCCCUCCUCCAGGUUAAUCCAGACAGACAGCAAGAAGGCAGCUCCAGCACUCCACCACCGCCUCUGGUUCCUUUCGGGCAAGGCUCCGUAUUCCCUGAGACUGUUUCUUCUGGCUCACCCUUGACUUUUCCAACUCUAGAUGAUUUCAUUCCCCCACAUCUCCAGAGGGGUUCCCACCAUAACCAAGCACCCUCUGCAUCUGGCACAUUACCCUCUGUUUACCCGAAACUGCCAUUCUUCUCAUCACCACCUUCACUUAUCCCUCCAGUCACGGGGUCUUUGCACAGAGGCUUGAAGCCUGAAAUCACUGGAGUCAUCUCACGUACAGACCCAGGUCCUGUACUAAAUGAAGUGCCCCAGCCUGGCACUGGCACUGACUAUUCAACAUCCUUCACUUCAAUCAACAAGUCUUCCUCUGCCUAUCCCUCUACCACAAUCGUCAAUCCCACUAUUGUCCUCUUGCAGCACAAUCGAGAACAGCAAAAAAGGCUUAGUAGCCUGGCAGAUUCAGUUCCAGAGAGACUAGUUUCUGAUAAAGUUGAUUCAGCACUCAUACGGGACAAGCCGGUUCAGGAGACAGUGCCAAGUGAGAAGAGGGCAAUGGAGGAGAAGAGAAGCAUUGUCAAGAGCCCUCACCACAUGGCUGAUACCUCCGUCGAUGAUAUUGGCAUUCCACUGAGGAAUACAGACAGAUCGAAGGACUGGUACAAGACAAUGUUUAAACAGAUCCACAAGCUAAAUAGAGAUGAAGAUUCUGAUUCAUAUUCUCCUCGUUAUUCCUAUUCUGAGGACAGCAGAACCCACCUUUCAGUUCCCCGUUCCAAGAGUGAAAUGGACAAUAUUGAUUCAGAGAAGGUUGUUAAGAGGUCUGCCACUUUGCCACUGCCAAACCGUACUUCAUCGCUGAAAUCAAGCCCAGAAAGGACUGACUGGGAGCCUCCAGACAAGAAGGUGGACACCAGAAAAUACCGUGCAGAGCCCAGGAGCAUUUAUGACUAUCAGCCGGGAAAAUCCUCAGUUCUGAACAAUGAAAAGAUGACUCGGGAUAUAAGCCCAGAAGAGAUAGAUUUAAAGAAUGAACCUUGGUAUAAAUUCUUUUCGGAAUUGGAGUUUGGGAAACCG